AUGGAACACACAAUCAACGUCCUUCGCGGCUCUGAACAGGGCAAGGUUCAAUCAGGCCAAAUCACCCGCUCUCUGUCUGUAUCCGAUGCUCUGGUUGAAGUCACUCAUGCCAGUCUCUGUGGGACAGACGAUCUCUAUCUGCACUCUCCUCAAGUCCUUGGCCAUGAGGGAAUUGGGAUAGUCAAGGAUGUCGGAUCGGAUGUGAAGAAUGUCAAGGUUGGUGAUAGAGUUGGGUUUGGGUAUAUCCAAAAGGUUUGUGAUGAGUGUGAGAAUUGCAGAUCAGGAUGGGAUCAAUACUGCCCAAAUGGAAAGCCAUAUGGAAAACACGAUAUCAACGUGGGCCUCCUCGCAUCGAGUGUUGUCUACGAUGCUGGCUCUCUCAUUCCUGUUCCUCCUGAUCUCGAAUCUUCGCAUGCAGCAGCCUUGAUGUGCAGUGGUGCAACAGCAUGGACUGUCUUGACGCAGUAUCGCAUCCGACCUGGAGAACGGGUGGGCAUUCUGGGAAUCGGAGGACUGGGCCAUAUGGCGAUCAAAUUGGCAUCGGCCAUGGGAUAUCAUGUUGUCGCCAUGUCGAGAACAGAGUCGAAGAAGAAGGAUUGUCUGGCGUUUGGGGCGAAUGAGUUUCAGUCUACGACUGCGGAUGAUCUUCACGCUAUGAAAAAACUGGAUCAUUUGCUGAUUUGCACGUCGGUUUCGGUGGAUUAUAAACUCAUCAUCUCACUUAUGGCAACCCACGGCACCAUCUACCCCCUCACAGUGGAUCUCGCCCCAUCCAGCGUUCCCAUUCUCUCUCUCACCGACCAAGGACUGCGCAUUCAAGGCUCAGUUUCAGCAUCGCGAAAGCAAAUGCGGCAGACGCUGGAAUUCGCCGCUGAGCGAAAAAUCGAGCCGGAAAUCACGCCGUUUGAAUGGUCGGCCGAAGGAGUGGAACAGGCGAUGAAGGCGAUGAAGGCGAUGGAGGAGAAUACGGUGCGGUAUAAAUGUGUGCUUACCAAGUAGUUCUAAUGAAUGGGGCCGUAUGCAAUAUUAGCUGCGAUGGUGUCAUGGGAUAAAUGAAGCUAUUGAUAAUGGUCUCGUGUUUGUCAGUUGCGGGGAUGUCUUUAUCAGCCCAAUUACAAUCGCUGCAUUUGAUGGCGUGCUGAGGGGUAUUUAUCUUCUGUCUUCGUUUCAAAUUCAAUUCAUUCUUUUCAAUAAUUUCACUUCAAUCAUUUCAGAAAGUGAAGAUGGCCACUGUCACACUCACCCAGCCUGAUAUUCAAUAUCACCCCGACUA
Molecule: messenger RNA, 1273 nt
Organism: Aspergillus wentii DTO 134E9
Lineage: Eukaryota; Fungi; Ascomycota; Eurotiomycetes; Eurotiales; Aspergillaceae
Exons: 4
Coding region: 1-999 (332 amino acids)
Biological process (GO): alcohol metabolic process
Molecular function (GO): alcohol dehydrogenase (NADP+) activity; zinc ion binding
Source: RefSeq, a predicted model, not a curated record